AAGGACUCUCACUGUGAUCGUCUGUAAACACCACCAACACGUGCGUGGCAAGGGGCGCACCAUUACACGGCCCUUACAGCACUGAAGAAGGCACACCAUCACCACCAACAACAGUAUUUAGCGAGCUGCAUCUUUGGCCGUGGUUUCAUGGCCUACCCAGAACCUUAAAACACCGAAGAAAAGCUGUGAGGUCCGUGGCAGCUGUCAGCACCCAACCCUUGAGUCAAGCAAGACCAGCCCAGACAUUCUUGAAGGUAGAGCGAACAAUAUCACGGUGUGCCCUGAAGGUCGCCUUCAUCACCAAGAUGCAGAAAAGCAAGAAGAAAAACACUGACACCAAUGAUGAAAUUCGCCAGUUCAAGGCCAUGAAGCAGGAUGAAUACAAGACUUCAAAAACAGCAGCCAAGGAUGAUGAAGAUGGUGGUGUGAAGGCAAUCCUAGACACUUAUGGGAAGAAGGGAGCUAAAAGGAAGCCUGAAGAAGAAGAUUCAUCUGAAAAGAAGGACUGGAAGAAAUUAAAAGCUGAGAAAAAGGAACUCAAGAUGAAGCGCAAGGAGAAGAAUCUAGGAAGUAGUGAAAGGUAUGAGCUGAGUGUUCAAACCAAGAAAAUAUGGGAAGAAUUACGACAGGCAAAUUGUAAGAAGGAACGUCAAAAAGAAUUAUGCAAAGAGCUGAUGUCAAAGGUGCAAGGCAAAUUGAAAGCCAUGAUUUAUGCCCAUGAUACAGUAAGGGUUAUUGAAACCCUUUUAGCUAAGGGAGGAGAGGAAUACCGCACCUUAGUAUUUGAGGAGUUGAAGGAUGAUCUUGUCAGUCUCAGUAAAAUUAAAUACUCUCGAUUUUUUGUCCUGAAAAUUCUGAGGUAUGGGAGUAGGGCACAAAAAGAUCAUGUUAUCAGUUCACUCAAGGGCCAAGUGGUGAAACUAAUGAAACAUAAGACUGCCAGUGAUGUUGUAGAACUUGCAUUCAAUGAUUAUGCCAAUGCCAAACAACGCUCAAUGAUGAUUCAAGAAUUUUUUGGACCUCAGUUUCGUCUUUUUCAUGAAGAUGAUAUCAAAUGCUUAGAUGAUGCCCUGAAGAAGCACCCAGAGAUGAAGGAAUACAUCUUGAAGGAUUUACGUACUGCUCUACAGCCAAUAAUUGAUAAGGGAGUUUUUACUAACACCAUGGUUCACACACUGAUGAAGGACUUUCUCUCUCAUUGCUCAGUAGGAGAUCGAAAUGGUGUCAUAGAGGCCCUGAAGGAAUCUUUGGUGCCCAUCAUUCACACAAGGGAUGGAGCUAGAGUAGCCAUGUUGUGUUUGUGGCAUGGUACAAACAAGGAUCGAAAAACCAUCCUUAAAUCUUUCAGGACCCACUUUGUUAAAAUUGCCACAGAGGAACAUGGACAUAUGGUGCUACUUGCUGCUUUUGAUUGUGUUGAUGACACACAGUUUAUGAAGAAAGUAGUUUUGUCAGAGCUUAUGGAUGAACUGGAUAAGCUGGUUGGGUCAGAUUAUGGACUGCGGGUGUUACGAUAUCUUAUAGCUCCACGCAGCCCAACCUUUUACCAGCCCAGUGUGUUAGCAGUGCUGGCUCAAGGUGAUGGUAACCAGGCUAGCAAAAAAGAUACAGAUAUUAGACAACGGGAACUGCAAGGAGUGGUGAGUCUCCCUAUUUUAAGAUUGCUUCUGGGCAAUUUAGAGCACUGGGCAGUAAAUCCCAAUUGGACAUUAUUCAUAGGAGCAGCAGUGAAGACUUUAGUAGGACCAGAGAGAGACACCAUAUUCCAUAAACUAGCAGAGAUGUAUGCCCAACCUUACAUUCCUGGAACAGAGGGUCAUGUACUGGAGCUGGCUCACACCACCAAAAUGGUCACAUAUAUCAUAAAAUGUGACAAAGAACGGCAUGAAACACAGCAAGUUACUUUCAGUUCAGUUUUGAUCAAGAAAGCAGAAGAAGAACUGGUGGGCUGGACCAACUGCAACCGUGGCUGUUUUCUUCUUACCAACAUGAUGGAGACUGAAAUACCAGAAAUUGUCUCCCAUAUCAAAAACUUGAUAACACCACACAAGAGUAAUUUAGAAAAACAGAAAUUUGCUGGUGCACAAGUGCUUUUGAAGAAAAUUUGAAGAGGUAAUUAGUUAAUAUCUGUAGGUUGUCUCCAGUAAAUUUUAAGUGUUGACGUUCAAUGUUUUACCAAUAGUAUUGGUGAUGUGCUGUCACCAAUCAAUCAAAUUACUGAAUUGUUAUGUUAUUAUUUUGAGUAAACAGAUCAGCCCUGUUUUGUUGAUAGAUAUUUGAUGUUGGAGUUGUUGACAUUUUGGUAAGUUCUGAAAAAGCAAAAGAAUACACAUCAAUAGGAAACUUUAUUGUGAAUAUCACAAUUUGAGUGAAAUUUGAGGGACACAUGGAAGGGUUGAGCCCCACCAUUGUGGGGUAAUUAGUCAAGUUAUCACUCAUCCUCACCACCGAGCCUCCACCUCCCACCACAACCUUUUGUGUUAUUGCAGUGAGGUCAUGACUAGAGGGUUUUGUACAUCUGCUUGAUGUGAUGGGCUGACUUGGGAACUUGCAAGUGUACAUGUGCCUGGUGCACUCCUACUUCACUGGUUUGUGCUAGAUAAGCCCCCCACCCCAGAAAACAAAUGGCAAGUUAGAUGUUGCACAGAAAUAUAGCUGCAGCUUGAAAACUUCAGUAGAUUUUUUUUUUGCAUGGUGAGGCAUCAUAUAGCAUUUUUUGUUUGUUUUAUGAAGUAAGAAACUGCAGUAGCAUACUCUGUCAAGUGGCUAGUAUUUUCCAAGUACUAUAUUGCAAAUGGAGAAAUACUAGAUACUCAUUUAAACAAAAUCUUACCUAAGCUUGUCACUUAUGUGAAAUUUGGUGGCAAAACAAAUUCAAUGUAAAUAUUUUUUGAGUAGCUAUUGAACCAGGCUUACACCUAAUUGGCAGUGUACACAAGUUUAUUUUUUAAAUGAUUUCAAAUAAGCAAUUAUUGCUGCAAAAGUUUCAGAUUAUUAAUAGUAUAGCUAUAGGAUGACAAGUUUCUACCAGGAAAUCUAUUCUUCACCAUUGUGUCAAGCAUUUGCAAAUAACUGUUGAAUACCUUUGUAUUGAGCAAUGGGUUGCAAUAAAGUAAUUAAUAAUUUAAA
This is a messenger RNA of Eriocheir sinensis (Chinese mitten crab), 3129 nucleotides long. It is a transcript of the gene peng, whose product is annotated as pumilio homolog 3-like. Gene Ontology annotation, cellular component: nucleolus. The coding region runs from base 306 to 2108 and encodes 600 amino acids. Gene Ontology annotation, molecular function: mRNA binding. NCBI's taxonomy places the organism in Eukaryota, Metazoa, Arthropoda, Malacostraca, Decapoda, Varunidae. The transcript has 3 exons. Gene Ontology annotation, biological process: regulation of translation. The record is from RefSeq and is a predicted model, not a curated record.